Molecule: messenger RNA, 612 nt
Organism: Mercurialis annua (annual mercury)
Lineage: Eukaryota; Viridiplantae; Streptophyta; Magnoliopsida; Malpighiales; Euphorbiaceae
Exons: 2
Coding region: 1-447 (148 amino acids)
Biological process (GO): proteolysis
Molecular function (GO): cysteine-type peptidase activity
Source: RefSeq, a predicted model, not a curated record
AUGCGUUCAACUUUGAGUGCUUCGUCAACUAGACUGAUUGGGAAUAAUUAUGCCUCUUAUCUUCCUUUAUUUCUUUCCAAGUUAGAUGUGUUCAAAGAUAAUCCCUUUUCUGAUUUGCGUUCACCGUUCUAUACAAGUCAAGGAUUAGAAGAUUCUUUUCAGUUGAUUGUUAAAUAUGACCUGCCAGAACAACAGUUCAAUGAUUGUGGAGUUUUUGCAUUCUCUUUUGCUGAAUAUAUUGUGCAUGGGAGAGAGCAAGAGCUUACAAAAGAAUUUGAUGUGAAUUCCCAUCGAAAGCGUUUGGCUUUUGGUCUUUAUAAGUAUGGAAAAUGGAAGAAUAUGUUUAAUGUUGUCAGUGAAUCAGAGAGUUAUCAGGACAAGGACCAAAAGGAUGGGAAUGUGAAAGCAAAAAGAUACAAGAUUCGAGCUGGAAAACUGAAACUGUAGUUGUUAUUUUGAAUGAACAAUGUUUUUUUAUGCUUUUUGUGUGUUUUAUUUUUUAGGUUUGUUUGAACACUGUUUUUUGUUUGAAUUAAUGAAGUAAACAAUGUUUUUUGUUUGAAUUAAUGAAGUAAUCUUUUACUUUAAUAUUCCUUUUUAUUCACACUUGCA